GGACAACUCCUGCAGUGCGCUCCUUCCCACCCCCCAGGUUGUUUACCUCGCACGGCGCGCGCCUUCCCUCCAAAUAAGCCCGCCCGUCGCACCUUCCUUCACUCGCUCACCUCGACGCGACCCUCGCUCCCUCGUUCCCACCUUCUCUCUCUUUAACCUUCAACUUACCACCCACACCCAUACUCUUCUCUGUCCCUCGCUCUCCCCCAUCUCCCCGCAGCUCCGCGAUAUUCCUUCGAGGCGACACAUCGACAGUUUUACUUGAGUACACCGUUACCGAACUUGCGCGCGAACAUGACGCUCAGCGCAAUCUACCAGGCAUUCCUGGCGAGGCCCUCGUCUGAAGCCCUCGUCGACGACGCCUCUCUGCACUACAUCACCACCUUGACCAGCAUUAAUACCGCCGCAGCGAUUGUCAAACAUUAUACCGUCCAGGAGAAGCUGUUGAAAAAGAGGGGCGACAAAGUUUUGAAUUCCAUUGAGGAUGCAAGUGCUCUGAGUCUGGAGGUGGAGACCACGAUUGAGUUUGUAGCUGGUGGAGGCGCAUAUUUGCCAGGCCUCGACGACAACUUCGUCGCUGACCGCACUGUCACAUUUCCCAUGAUACACUUCGUAAAGUUCGAUAAAGACCAGAAAAUCACACAGAUCCGCCUUCAUUGGGACCAAGGAUCUCUCCUGAAGCAGAUCGAUGUCAUUGGCGCCCGCGCCCGCAAUUGGCCCAUCAGGGACGGCAAGGAACAAGCACACCUCAUUGCCACGAGCGCAGGCUCCGCUGCAACCUCCGGCGCUUCGGCUGGGUCCUGCCGCCGCUCUACUGCGUCUCGCGGCCCUGACGACGUCACCAUUACCGGCCGCCCUGCUUCCCGUAGCACAACGAGCAACGCUAUGAACGAUCCUCAUGCCUCUCUAAACCUCUUCCAACCCCGCGACAUUGAGAACGAGACAUCCAACUUCUCACAGCCGUCUGCCCAACGAGCACAAUCCGCAAAGCCCAGAUCUCGCAAUUUGUCCGAACUCAUUGCAGGCGAGGAUCCAGCGUCUCCUUCCCCAGCGGAGGGGCCAGUCCCCAACACCGAGCGCAUUCCCACGAAAGCUGGCGGCGGCAAGAACUACAAACCGAAUCGACUCUUUGAUGAAGAAGCGGAGCCAGUAGCGACGCCGCUCAGCGUGAAGACAAAUGCAAAGAAGUAUAGCCACUUCGAGUUUGGCGAAGGUGAAGACGCUCGGCCCGUGGAGACGCCGCUUAGCGUUAAGACGAAUGCGAAGAAAUAUAAUCACUUCGAAUUUGGACAUGGUGAUGAAGAUGAGCCGACCCCCCGAGGUCGAGAACCGCCGCGACCCACAAGGACAAAGCACAUGUCGCAAUGGGACUUCGAAGAUUUUGUUACACCAGAGAAGACGAAACCCAAGGUCUUGCGUGAAGCCGUUCGCCACUUUGGAUGGAGCGACGAUGAGGAGGAAGCCUCGCCGGUUCGCCGCCCCGUAGUACACAAGCCGCGUCCUGAUGCCAACCCCCACUUUGAGUUCAAAGACGAGGACACUCCCGAAGCGCGCAGAGAAGCCGCUCCUUCAAGAGGACGUUUGCACAACAAGGGCCUGGGCUUGUACAAAGACCAUGUUCUCCACUCCACCUCCGAUGAUGAAGGCGAUGAUGCCCACCAAGGUGAUGUCAAGCGUCCUCUGGGAGAUGUGACGACCGUUGUGAAGAACGAGAACCGCCAGAAGGACUUCGGCAGCCAUUGGGAAAUGACCGACCAUAGUCCGGCUCUCCCCAAGGAUUCGUCAAAUGGCAAUGGUACGGCCAAGCCGAUCCCUGCCGACCGCAAGAAGGUGCUCAGUAGCCUUGAUUCCCACUGGGGUCUCUACGAUGAGUCACCCGAACAGCACCAAAGGCAAAAGGAGAAUGCCCCCAAGGAACGCGGAAUCAAUAUCAGCGGCAACGGCAUGGGAGGGCGUAAGGGUACCACGAGCAACUGGACGCUUGGCGACGACGGUGUAGAUGAGCAGCAGCAGGCGGCACAGAAGAAGACGCAUACGCGUGCCGCGGAGUCGAAGAGUUUCUGGGACUUUUGAGGAGCGUAGGAAGUUGGGCUGGAAAGUUGGCAAUGACGAAUGAAGCAAACGGCCUUGAUGCGUCUUGUUACGGCCUGUCGAGGAAGGUGCCUUCCUCGUUUGGCACUGCCUGUCGUGUACUACGGCUUUUCUUUGUAAUGCAACAUGUCUGAACACUGUUUUCCUCUUUUUUUCUCUCUCCCAGAGGGGCGAAGCACAGCGCAGCGCGUUGUAUGCCUGGAUCCUUUCCUAGCGUCUUGCCAAGCGCGAUACCCCAUGUGUUUUGCGGUGGGAGAUGGAGCUUAGUUGGCCACAGGGUUGAGCGUUUCCCGAUGACGCUUGGUCUCGGUGUCGCUAGUGUAUAGCGUAUGAGGGAGGAGAUGAUGAAAGGGUGGGAGGGGCCUUUGCUUUGGAGGAUGUGUACUCCGUAGUUUCUUGUACAAUGAAUGAAUCUGACGACGUGUCUCUUUGC
This is a messenger RNA of Westerdykella ornata, 2524 nucleotides long. RefSeq lists its product as uncharacterized. Bases 295 to 2073 code for a protein of 592 amino acids. The record is from RefSeq and is a predicted model, not a curated record. NCBI's taxonomy places the organism in Eukaryota, Fungi, Ascomycota, Dothideomycetes, Pleosporales, Sporormiaceae. The transcript is spliced from 3 exons.